Messenger RNA from Daphnia pulicaria, 1814 nucleotides. Its product is annotated as clarin-2-like. Bases 708 to 1385 code for a protein of 225 amino acids. The record is from RefSeq and is a predicted model, not a curated record. NCBI's taxonomy places the organism in Eukaryota, Metazoa, Arthropoda, Branchiopoda, Diplostraca, Daphniidae. The transcript has 4 exons.
CAGUGCAGUUUUUCCAUCCCGUCUGAACCAAUGGAAUCAGAAGUUGAUUCAAAAUAGUUGCUCGUUUAUUACUUCCGCUUUUGUAAGAGAAUGACACAGAUAGGUCGGUAGAGGUAGAGCCAGACUGUUCCAGAAUGGUCGGAAUUAUAAGCUUUCAAAAGAAGAGAGAAAAUGAAAGAGGAGGGAUCUUGGAUAGUCCCCUCUCUCCCCCACAGGUACGUUUUCACCCCGAGGCGUCGUAUACUUGUGACGAGCUCCAGCCGGUAGCGAAUAUCCCAGGGUUGGCUCCGGAGCGGAAAUUCAGUUGUCAUUUUCACCUGCAACAGACGAGCAGCUUCUUUGUGUUUUCCCCUAAAACACAAGGGCAGACAAAAGAAAGAGCCAAUUGACGUUUAUUUGGAGGGCAAGCGCUUCUAUACCUCGUUUGAAUCGACAGUGCUUGUUUGUUUUGAUCACCACAACAUUUGUGUGUACAUUGUGCGUCCCAACUUUGAAAAAUAGUUUCGAUCCCGUGGCAUGGCGAACUGAAAAGAAACGAGACGAUUCCGGUGUUGCUCCGCCUCAACAAACGAUCGAUGGAUCCGACUUGUCAUUGAAGAGAAACAGUCUCUUUAGUAUUUGAUCAAUUGAAAGAAAGAAUAAGCGUUCCAGAGUCUAAGUGGGACGGUGCUGCGCUGGUCGCCACUGUCUGCCAAUUUCACGAGAUCAUGAACUUGUACAAACGCGGUUUGAUCUUUGCUACUUUUCUCGGCUGUUCCCUGUCGGCAGCUUUCCUGGCCGCCUCCAUCAGUACUGAUUCAUGGGUGUACGCAGAUGUCAAGCGUGUGACUAACCCGUACGAGUCUGACGGCCAUGUGUUUUUCGGUCUCUUCAAAGGCAAAAGAGAACUCAACGUCGGUUACGGAUGGAGAACUUAUCCAGUAUCAGUCAUAGAAAACUUCAGUGGCGAGUCAGACUUUCUGAAUUUUGGCCUAUGGGUCACAACCGUGACGUGCGUCAGUGGGGCGAUUGUGUUCGCCGUAAUUGGAGCUCUGAUGGCCAUUGUGAAUACGACGUUGACACCUGUUGAGACCAUUGCCGGACGAACCGGACUCUUUCUUUGGAACAGUCUUUCAAUCGUGUUUUCGGUGACCGCAAUGGUGGCCUGGAUCGUCCAGUUUCACCUUCGUCUCCGUUCCAACGUUCUGGUACAAGAAGACCGGGAUAAUCACUGGACUUCUGAAGGGAGAGCCUAUCUCGGGUAUUCGUUCUGGUUCGUUAUCGGGUCGGCUCUAAGUCACGUGGCCAAUAUCAUCUUGCUGGUUCUUGUCAAUGCGGAUGAACGCCGGAAAUAUGUCAAACCUUUGCCAACGGAGAAAACGAACAGUGCCGUACUUCUUUACUAGUUUUUAUUUUAUUUUUUUCUUAACUGGCGUGCCUCCCCUGGUGUUCCUUAUUUGUUCUUGAAUUACAUCAUGCAUAACGAAAGCGUGAUGUAUGAGCAGGUAUAUGUUGGAUCCAGGAUUAGAUCGGUAUGACCUGUCAUUCGUCAGCUCGUUCGUCAGUAUUAAUAAUGAUCUGCUUGAAAUUAUAGUGCCAGUGCCGUCGCAAGCACACAACUGCUUUUCCCCAUUAUUAUAUUUUACCCAUUUACUUUUUUGAUUUCGAUAUUUUUUUUUGUCCCAUAACUUUUGAAACUUUUCAUUUUUAUUUUUUUACGUGCCUAUAUUAAUAAUAUGACGCAUCCACAGAUAUUUCUGAAAAUUUUGUUUUCUCCUUUGGAAAUCCAUGUCAGUGUCAGCGUCUAAACGUAAUACAAAAUACUGGAUUGCUUC